This is a messenger RNA of Penicillium subrubescens, 2442 nucleotides long. RefSeq lists its product as uncharacterized. Lineage: Eukaryota; Fungi; Ascomycota; Eurotiomycetes; Eurotiales; Aspergillaceae. The record is from RefSeq and is a predicted model, not a curated record. Bases 1 to 2442 code for a protein of 813 amino acids. Gene Ontology annotation, cellular component: lysosome. Gene Ontology annotation, molecular function: alpha-L-fucosidase activity. Gene Ontology annotation, biological process: fucose metabolic process; glycoside catabolic process. The transcript is spliced from 4 exons.
AUGGCUAGAUUCAAGCGUACAAUUACUGCGCUUGCAGUGUACUUUGUCACAACCACUGCAGUUAUCUUCAAGCCACAGAAUGAAUACAAAGCGUUGUCGGCAGAGAAUCCGUCUUUCCCUAUUGAUUUGCAGCCAUGGUUCAAUAAUCGAGCGUUUGGAUUGAAGCCAAAUGAGUCAAGCUUUGAUGGAAAUGGAAAUUCAUAUCCAGCGGCACAGAUCCCGCCCAAGGAGUUCGUAUAUGGUGGAUUCAACUAUCAAUUCUCAUCAUACAAUGCCACCGGCUUUGACAAUGUUCUCGUCAAAGGACAAACCGUUGACGUACCUCGCGCCAAGUACUUCAGUUAUCAGUUCCUUGCUGCGUCUGAGUCUGGAAUGGCGUCUGGCUCAGUAACAGCCACCUACGCUGAUAACAGUUCCACAAGCGGGCCACUUCUAGUUCCCGCUUGGUGGAGUUGGCCAUACCCAGCUGGUGGUGAUCUAGUAUUCUCUUGCUACCUGACCGAGAACGAGACGAAUUUCAAUAGAUCCAACAUUUUCCAAACCAUCAACUGGCUAGAUUCAUCCAAGGAGCUUGUUUCACUGACAUUCCCCAACAGCUCAGCUGGGUCAUCGACAUCACCUGGGGGAGCAUCCGUUGACACAAAGCUACACGUCUUUGCUCUUUCAAUGCUGCCAGUAGCCAAAGUCCAACCAGGUUCCCGAAGAUUAGAGAUACAGUAUGCUCGUUCCACGCAGAAAUGGAUUGAAGGAUCAGACAAGGUUCAAAUCAUUGAAACCAUCAUCAACAAUGUCGGCUCCGAAUUUGUUGUUCGCAAUAACAACGUUCAAGUGCUUAUUGAGUCCGCAGGUCUGGAAACAGUCACCCCGGGAGUUAUAAAACGACUUGGACCUGGCGAUCAGGCAAUCGUGGAGAUUGGCGUCCGAAAUCGCGAAGGAGUGAAAUCAGGAGAUUCUGGCCCAGCAACGGUGGUGAUCAAAGGCCAGCAUGUCUCAUCCUCAAAAUACACAUUCACUGCGGCCUAUGGGAUCAGUCAAUAUGAAGCUACAUACGAGUCUAUCUACAGUCAUGAAGCGCCGAACUGGUACAACAACGCCAAGUAUGGCAUUUUCAUUCACUGGGGUGUAUACUCGGUACCUGGAUGGGGCAACGUGGGCUCCAAAGAGGGUUAUGCUGAAUGGUAUUGGUGGGGGCUGAAUGAGGGAACAAGCAACCCAACAGACAUAUAUGACUAUCAUCUCGAGAAAUAUGGCAAGGAUUUUGUCUACGAUGACUUUAUCCCGAGCUUCACUGCCAGCGCAUGGGAUCCAAAGGAGUGGGUGGAUUUAUUUGCAGAUGCUGGCGCCAACUAUUUUGUUCAGGUUAGCAAGCACCAUGAAGGAUAUGCUCUGUUUGAUCUCCCAGAAAAUGUGACGAGGAGAACUUCUGUGGCGUUGUCUCCACAUCGCAAUCUCGUCAAGGAAUUAUUCGAUGCCUCGAAGAAAUAUCAGCCACACCUUCAUCGCGCCGUUUACUACUCCCUCCCAGAAUGGUUCCAUCCUGAUUAUAAGAAAUACGGCUUUUCGUCAUGGCCCGGAGGUAUGAUCGAGGCUCUUUCUCUUCAAUUGAAAACUAUACUUACAAUGGCCGAAGGAAAUGCGACCAAUCCAUUCACCAACGAGACUCUGACUUACACUGGCUACGUCCCUCUCAAUGACUACAUCACCGAUAAAGUCCUACCAGAGAUGAACACUCUCGCCGAGAUGGGUACGGAGAUUAUGUGGUGUGACAUUGGAGGUCCAAACCGCACAACUGAAUUCGCAAGUGCAUGGUUCAAUCGAGCGGCAGAGCAAAAUCAACAAGUGGUAAUGAAUGCCCGCUGUGGCCUGCCGGGCGAUUUCGACACACCUGAGUAUGCCCGCUACAACGGUGUCCAGGUUCGCAAGUGGGAGAGUAACCUGGGAAUGGAUCCUUUUAGCUACGGCUAUAAUCGAGCCACGCCUCUGGCCAGCUACAUGAAUGCCAGUGGCAUUGUCACCAGCCUGAUUGAUAUUGUCAGCAAGAACGGGAACUUCUUGCUAGAUAUUGGACCGACCGCCAACGGAACGAUAAUAGAUAUUGAGCAACAGCAUCUUCGUCAAGCUGGUGCUUGGAUCAAGAGCCAUGCAGAGGCUAUUUUCAAUACGACUUACUGGUUUGUGACGCCGGCGGAAGGUGAUAAUAUUCGAUUUACCAUCUCGCAGGAUGCCUUUUACAUCCACUCUCUUGCAAAGCCAAACAGUACUUUGACUUUAUCAAGUCCAAUUCCAUGGGUGAAAGGCGAUAAAGUUACGGUUAUCGGAGGGAAGAUGGAUGGCACUGUUUUGCCAGUGCGGAAAUUGAACAAUGGUUCUAUCGAAAUCUCGGUGAGCAAAGAAGUUGCAGCAGGGGAUCAAUACGCUUGGGUGUUCAAGAUUCCAUAUUGA